Neoarius graeffei (lesser salmon catfish) is the source of this 4194-nucleotide messenger RNA. It is a transcript of the gene fancc, whose product is annotated as FA complementation group C. Gene Ontology annotation, cellular component: Fanconi anaemia nuclear complex. NCBI's taxonomy places the organism in Eukaryota, Metazoa, Chordata, Actinopteri, Siluriformes, Ariidae. The record is from RefSeq and is a predicted model, not a curated record. Bases 63 to 1712 code for a protein of 549 amino acids. Gene Ontology annotation, biological process: interstrand cross-link repair; cellular response to oxidative stress; nucleotide-excision repair. The transcript is spliced from 16 exons.
CAGCGAGAGAGGGAAGUUCAGAAAGAUAUUUAUUCGUCUCUUCGUUUUUCAGAUUUACAGUCAUGGAUACAUUCUCUGAGCUCCAGAUGAGGUUCUGGAUGGAUAAAGCAGUACAGUGGGGUCACGCUACAUCUCCCUCUGCACAGCAGGAUAUAAGCGAACACAUGCAAUCUUUGGGGAUCUUCCUCCAGCAGCUUGUACACACACUUCAGACAAUGAGCUCUACCACUGAGGCCAUGAAGAGGUUUCCUUUUGUGGGCCAGUUCCUGGGAAGACUUUGUUGGAACCCAUAUGUUACUGCGGAUGGAGCAAGCAGGAGGUUUCUGCUGCAGUGCAUGUGGUUUCUAUAUAGUGCAGAGCCUCAGAAUGUUGUGGAGCACCGGGCCAACGAGUGGAUACGGAAUUUGCUGUGCCAUCUAACUUCAGAAGAUGAGGGCAGUAUGGCGCAUGCUCUGGAGAAACAUAGCGGCUUCCCACCUCAGCAGUAUUACUCAGCAAGUCUUAAAAAGAUGGUGGCAUUACUGACAACGGAGGUCAAUAUUAGUCAUGUCACUCCAGCAGCCUCUUUAAAAAGGUGCAUGUUUGACAACAUCCAUUCUUUAUCAGUAGCUUGUGUCCCCUUGGUCACGUGUCCUGAGGUGACACCUCUUAUUGGUGCACUGCUAAAGCAUUGUAAUUUGUGUCACUGUUCUUAUCUCAGUGAAGAGUUUAUAAAAGCAGUUAACACAGCCUGGCUCAGUAAGAAGCUGGUGAUGGAGGAUGUAGCUGUGAUGGCUCUGUGGUGUUCUAGCCUGUCCAGCUUACAGCAGGCACUUCUGCUUCUGCUUGAACGUGUUCUUUCUGACCCGAAAAUGAUAGAGAAUCUAGAGACAGUCGUCACUGACUCUUUACUGCCUAAAGCAUCAGCGCUGCACUGCCACAUCUUUCUCAUAGUGAAUGAUGUUUUCAGAAAUGCUGUAAUAACACUAGAAGAAAAUCUCGCAAUGAGAGGUCUAUUACAAGUUUUCACUAGCUGUUUUCUUCAGACUCGUGCUGCCCAGAGGCCACAGGAAAGACUACCACUAAGAUCCUUUUUUCCUCAUGUACCUCACAACCUGCUCACCCCUUUAUUGACAGCACCAUCAGAUGUGCCAAAGCAUGUAUGGCUAGAGCACCUGACCUGGAUUUGGACAUUACUCGAGAAAUUUCUUCAAGAGAGAAACCAGGAGGGCAGCAGAAGGGGGCACAGGGAUGUGUUCGAGGCCUGGUUCUUGCUUGUCCAGUGUGGUGAUUGGAUAGAUGUAGCUGCUAAGCUGUUGGUCUCAGUAGGAUCUGAGCAAUCGGAGCCUCUGCUCUUCCUCUUGACAUUCUACCACCACCCCACCAGCAGAGGGCACCAGAGUACUCAGCACAAUUUGGUAGCAAGACAGGCAUGGAGUGAUUUAAGGAGCCUCUUCCUCACCCACACUCUGUGUCCUGAACAACUGUUUGCUGUGAACGAGCUGCUCUGCACUCUGUCAGCAAACCUUGUUCUCAGUCUUCUACUGAACUUUGCCAUAUUUUCUCAAGCAUCAACCAGCAGGACGACAGAUGUUAUACAGAAGGUGCUGACUGAUGCUGGUGUGAGGUGCAGUGCCAUGUGUAUGCUUUCUGCGAUGCAUCAGAGACUAAAAGGAGACGGUGCACUGGAUGCCAGGUUCAGGAUGCUUGAGGACAGACUCCACACAGCAUAGUGCCUCAGGCUGCACAUAACAUGUGGACUUGCCCAAACGCUGGCAUGCGGUGGUGAUUAGCUGUGAUGUCAAACGCCCGUGUGUUGCUGAGGAAUUCCCUGAGCUGAUUUCACACUCUGAGGACUGAGCCUGAAGAAGAGAGCCUGCAUCUGGUCCUGUUCAGAGAGAGAAACAAGUGGAUAUGGAUUUAAAAUAUGGGUGUUAAAAACAAAGACUGACAGAAAGUGAAACUCUCUCACAUACUUAUUUUAUCCAUUUCACCUACAAUACAAUCCUCACAACUCGACUGGAUUGCUGUUAGAAAAAUGUCCAUUACUGGCAUAAAUGCCAUGAGCAUCCCAGCUGGAUCCACCAUAUGUCAUCAGUACUUCACCACCACAGGAGGAUGUUGUAGGUUCAGGGGUCUAUAGACCAGACUCCUGUUCCUGCUGAACUGAGCCAGUGUUUCUGCAGUACUGUAAUCAGCUCAGUAGGCACGGGAGGCCAGGUCCAUUUGGCUCUUGGCUCUCUCUUAACACAGCCUAUAUAAGAUCCAUACACAAACCGUCAGACGGGACUAAUUCGCUUCCACGGAAGAUACUUAGCACUUCAUUUCCCCUGGAAUAGAACUUAAUGAUAUUUUAAAUACAGCCUGUGCCACUAAUUCCAUUUGUGCUAGCCUUCUGAUGGUAAUGCAUCUUUAACCAGUUUCUAAAUAUAGACAUUUAUGGCCCAGCUUCUCCCAGACUUCAUAUUUAUCUCCUAUAUCCGUCAUGACUUGGGUGACAGUGUGCUGGCAGACUGGGCCGUUAGCUGUCCACUCACUCGCUGUAUUUCCUGUCUCCACUGCUGUCUUGUCUAUUUUAAGCAGCUGUUCUAAAAGUAGACCUGUAUGUAUUUAUUUUUUAAGCCCAGAAAUGCAGAUGUUUCUAUCUUUUUGUGGCUAAAUGUUUCUGACUUUCUAAGCCACCUGUUUUCAGAAUUCCACCCCUUCUGAGGCAGUAAAACAGCGCAGACUUAUGUUUUUGUGUAGCAGUGGAAGUAAAUCUAAGCAUUGUGUGGCAGAACGAGUUGUAGGAGGAUAAUGGGAAAGAUUCUCACUAUCAGCUUGGUCUGUUGGUCUUUAGUCAUCAGUAGUAAAAGAAUUACUCACUUUGGUAUGACCUUUGCUUUAAAUCAGCUCACCAUCUUUGGAAUGUAUAGGAAAUUGACUGGGUGGCUGGUAUUUUGGAAACCUUUGCAAUGGAAACAAAAAUAAAACUGAGAAUGCAGUCCUAUUGUGCUGAUCUUACAGGCCUCCUUUCCUGGGGCCUUUUCCAUGUUCUUUUUCGCACCACUCUGACAUCCACUCGUUAGUGAAGACAGGUUACAGGAUUAAUUAUAAAACACUUUAUAUCCUCUGCCAUUGGAAGGGCAAACUAUCUCCUGCUCUUUUCAUCCUUUGUCGGUUUUCUCCUUUUUCUUAGUCAUGCUCACAUCAAGUGCAGAACUUAGCCACUGUGAACAAAGAGCUCAAUCACUGUUCACCAAUCAGCUAAGCUCUGCACCUGGCCUGAGAGAGUCUUCUCUGUGUACACAGUCAGUAACACCCAUGCUUUGGGGGGUCCUCCUCUAAAACUGUCUACUUUCUUUCUCAAAGGCUCACCUACCACCCUCCUGUGUCCGUCGCCCCUUCUUUUAUUUGUAUUUCUUCAAACCUGCAAUGUUUCCUCCGGUUACUAUGGCAGCUGUUCAGGCGGUGGUUGUGUGGUAAUCCCUGGCAAUGUGAUUUUUAUCUUAAGUCACAAAUCAGCACGCCAGGAACCCACACAGCCCCCGACAUGAAAGGAAAGAGCUGCGGAUGCUCACACACUCCUGUAAUUGGUAACGCUCGACUGAGCUGAGGUUAUGGCCCUCGUUAGCCACAUUGAGGAAGAUUUUAGAGAAAGCUCAUACAUGCCCUUCACACUCGUCUUUGACUUUUUAAAGCCUGUACACUGAUAGUAAGCUAUAUAUAAUGUCGAUGUUAAAAGCAUGGACAAAAAUACUGUGCUAAAAACAAACCAAGUUAAAAGGAAUCUAUUUUAGAUGAUUUAAGGUUUCAUUUUUCAUGUGGUUUCUCGUAUUAAAAGCAUAAGAAUUGACCACAUUUCUGUGCUCAUAAACUAGGGCUACAUCCACACGACAACGGCAACGAGAUUUUAUUUAAAAAAAUAUCGCGUCCACAUGGGCAACGGAUCAGUAAAAUAUCAGGUACAUAUGGCAACGCAACGCUUGCUGAAAACGAUGCAAUACACAUGCCACACCUCUACGUGCGCUGUAAGACAGUCCCAUCGGAGACACCAGAACAAUAGAAGUAGGACGCAUGCGCAUAAACCCCUUCCUGUACCCGGCGUGAAGCACUCACAGGAACACACAACAACAAGAAGAAGAUGGCUGUGACUACGCGAGGAAAUCGUGCCUUCUGUGUGUACAAAUUAGUUUUAUUAGUGUGCAUAGUUUUAUAUAACUUAAUUUUCUUAUU